This is a messenger RNA of Amoebophrya sp. A25, 7310 nucleotides long. The record is from the annotation of a GenBank genome assembly. NCBI's taxonomy places the organism in Eukaryota, Dinophyceae, Syndiniales, Amoebophryaceae.
UAUCAUGAUAAGCACAUUCACGACUUUAACAACCACGACAAGUUGUCACUGUACCAUCGUUCAUGAUUCAACACAUUGAUCAUUCCAUCUAGUUAAGUACACAGUUAUAACUUGUAAGGUCCUCUAAGAAAGAUGUUGUCGGAGAAAGUGAUCGUUUCACCCGCAGUAGCUGCUGGUCCUCGUGGUCCUGAUGUUCUUCAUAUUAGUAGCACGACCAGGGCAAGCACAAGGGAAAAGCCAUCGAAUCUACGGCAGCCGUCCUAUCAGCGUAGUUCUCGUAGGACUAGUGGAAGUCGACCAUCGACGUCAGGUGAUCCUGUUCUUGCUGGCCAACAUAAUCGACAGAACCCCCAACGAGACAGUCUGACACUAUCUCUCUCAACCGCUACUUCGUGUGAGGAGCGGGAAACGGAGGGAGAAUUUUUAGAAAGAGCAGAGGAGGCAAUUGAUUAUGGGUUGAAAGUUGACAUAUCUAUGAGCAUCUCUAUGGUAAUGGUUUCUUCAAGUACUUAGGAAAGCCAUAGAUAUGCGACCUACUAGAUGGGGGCCAGCAACUUUCAACCCCUAAAUUGAUAUUGGUACAGGUUGUACAUCAACAGUAGUUGCUAGUGGAAUUACCACGUCUUCGACGUCUAUUAGAAGAACAUCCGACGCACCUCGAUUUCAACGGGAACUUCGACAGACAAUUCUUAUGACUUCUGGAAAUCUCCCAUUUCGAUUAGCAUCUUGGAACUCCGUGUGAGGGAGAAAGGGGUUCUCCGAGAUGCUUUUCAAAAUCAAUGGGAGAUUCCCGGAAGGUCUAACUCUAACAUUCACGACGUUGCGACCACAGGAGUAGAGGACACAGCAGAUGACAAGAUCAAUAGUUCUGAGGUUCUCCUACCUCCAAGAGCUUCGGUACAGGCAUUUGCAGGUACAAGGAUACGCCACUCGGAUGCACCUUGGUCUCAGAGAUCGUCAGAAGUUGGUGUAGGUGGAGCUGGUGCAGGAUCCUAUGGAGUAGUUGUAGGAGAGCAGGUGAAGACUACUAAGCGACGCCUAUCACCGAAUUUCUUUACUGAAGGCAACGGGUUCGACGAAGGCGAAAUCAUCAUUAAUGAAAACUUUAUGCAUGGUGGAUCGGCAAUGAAUGUCAAGAUGUUGAACAAUAAUAAAGUAUAACAACUGAUGCUUCUGGUUUUAUAAUUUUCCGUAUACAACCAGUGUUCGUGUUGUGAGUGUCUAAUUUUCUACUCAUGCCUGUUAGAUCGGUUUCCUGGCUCUGCUCGAGCCUGUUUCGUCCCGGACAACGCGGCCUGGCCGCAGAGCCGCGGACCUUCAACCUUGAACCUUGAACCUAAUUUGCUUACUACCUUCAUCAAUUUCAAAGCAACGCCAAAAAUUCAAGAUUUAAAGCAUGCUCUCGACUCAAAUGUAAUGAGCGAGCGCCAGAAGUAAGUUGCAUAUGCAUUCCCCAUUCCCAGAAAUUUUCCCCAUUCCCAAUUUUCCCAUAUUCAUAUCUCCAACAACGCCGGUUUUCAAUCUAGAUGAAGAUCCAUUGGCGCGGACAUCUGGGUCUGGACCGCGACAACUGGAGCUUGAUGUGAAAGCAGAAGAGGAAGACGAAAGCGAUGACGAGGAGCGUCAGCGACGUGCACAGAUCAUCGAAGAAAUCGAAAAUUCCUAUGCCCAGCAUUGCAAACGAGAGCAAGUGGUAGCAGAGCACUCAGAUACGGAGGAGCAAGAGGGAGUUGUAAGAGAAACGCAGCUACAAAACACAGAUGAACUACUGCUGAAGGCACCGUUGCCACAAGAUCAACUUGAACUACAUGCGAAUGCUAAUCAUCUUGAUUCUGCUUCUGGUAGUAGACCUAAUUAUAUGCCUGACGCGCACGAACAACAACCGCAAUCAUCUGCUUCUUGCGUUCUCGUCCAACAUCAAGAUCAAGUAGAACACGAAAACGAGCACAAGAACAUAAUAAAAGAUGCAGACCGUCCUCCUCUCGAUAUCGCGGAACUAGAGGCAAACAGUACGGUAGACGAAUUGUGGACUCUAUUGCUAAGGCCACUGCUGAAGCAUGUCCUUAACACCAAUGGUUUCCCUUGGUUUCUCUUUUUCAAGGGGAAAAAGAAGAACUACCCAAGGAUAUUAUCAUGGCUCUCGUCAAAGAGGCAGAUGCAGCGACCACGUGGAGGUAGCUCUAACAUUCUUUCAAAAUUAUGCUUGGAUUCGUCGAGUACGGGAAUCUUUGCGUAAAAGUACGAAAGGCGCAGAAAAACUACGUCUAGAACUAGAGUAUCUUAGCAAUAAAGCCGAAUUUGACGAGCGAUCAGCAGCCUUGGCGGCCAGAUUGAGUGGCGUCAAUGUUGAUCUUCGCGGAACUGGUAUUAAGCGCAGGUGGCUAAAGGUGUUCCUGUUGCCGUUUGUUUUGCCUUUGUCGAGGGGGAAACAAAGGCAUAGCGAACGGGGUAAGCGAACACCAAAGCCCUACCUCUAAUGGUAGCGUGAAUGGAGGAGAUGCGUCGUGCUCAGUGCUUCUAGACAAUAUUUUCCCUCAACAUGAUGGAGAAAGACUGUCAAGCAUUUUUGGUGGUAGUCCUAUAUCUACACGCAGAGAUCAAGAUCAUGUUGACGGGGAUACGAGUACAUUGAUGCUGUCAACAGGUACUGGAAGUCCUCGACACCAUCACCACGUGAACUUCUCGUCGAGCACGGGCUCAUCUUCACGUCACCGAUCACGGUCUCAAACGGUCGGAAACAAAGGGCGCAGCGGAAGUUCUUCAGCACGUAAACGGAACAACUCAGCGAGUGCUUUCCGGAUUAUGGCAUGUCUUCUUACUGCAGUUGUAAGUGGUUGUUUUUAUAAUAGAUUCGGUUUCCAUAACCUAGCCUAUGUGCAGGAUCAUAACCUUUUCCGUUGCAUCUUCUUUUCAUCAUUUACAUCCUAAAUGUAAUAUGUAUUGUUUGAGUGCUUUUAAGGAUAAGUACUUAAUCUUAAACACCUCCUCGUAAUAAAUCUUGUUUUCUAAUGUUUGCAGUAUGUUAGACGCCCAUGGCCUACAGAAGACUGGCGCAGAUGUAAACCUCAUGAGCCGAAACGCAAGUAGUGCAAGUGCUGCAUCUUCUAGGAGGAGUGGGUCAAGGAGUCGAGUUUGUAGCCUUACUAGGACUCCGAAGACGACUCAACGACGCGUAUGCGUAGACGUAGACCAUGACCACUCAGAGACGGAGACAGAGAAAGAGAACAUGAUGACCCACAACUAUAGCUCAUCAUCUUCUGGCUCUGCAGAGCACGUUGCAAAAGUUGUAAACCGAUUGUACAAUGGCGGACGUACUGCAACUUCUACGACAUCUAAAACUGCUUCCAGCAAAACAACUCCCAACAGCAAAACUACGCACAACUUCUUGAAAAGUAGGUCACCUAGUAAAAGUUCUAUCAACUACAUGGGGUCGUUGGGGAUGAACACUUCUUUUUCUAGUAAUAUGGCAUCAUCUUCAACCAUCAUGAACACGUCUGCACCAGCCAGCGCCUCCACCGCCAAACUAGCAGAGAUGCGCUGUCGCCUUACUGGUUUUCUGGAGACCUUAGAGAAGCAGCAAACCAUCCUGGAGAUGGAUCUGAGCAAGAUCCAAGAGGACACCGUUCAAAUUGAACUGCUGGUAGCGAAGAAGCGCAAAGUAGAAGAACCAGAUGACGGACGAGCUUCAAUUUUGUGUGUUGACUCUGCCACCAGAGAAGACACUUCUAAACCCUCUACCACAAAUGCAGUGUUGGAGUUCCAAGAAGGACACCUACUACAACCACAACAGCUUCGAGCUCCUCUUGGAACCGGAAUGGGAGUGAUCGGCAACAUGCUUCCAUAUUCCUCAACAUCUUCAUCUCAGCAGUGGACGAGAGCUCAAGACCGCGAUCUCGAUGCUUCGUUCAACCUCCGAAGCACCUAUACAGGAGCAAACGAAGCUUCUGCUAAGUCGCCCAGCUCUACUCCUUCUGCAGGUGAUGAUUAUUUCUGAUAUGGUUCUUCGUGGAUCAUAGUUGUACUCGUUGUGGGUUUAGUUAGUGUUAAGCAUUCUGUAUUAGUAUUUCAAGUGUUUCAUGUUUUCGGUUUGCAUGUAUGCUACAAAUUGAUGUAGUUUUUUUUUUGACUUUCCGUCCGUGAUAAGAUCAAAGAAAUAACCACAUCAGGUAUCAAACUCGCGUCAGACUUGGGAACUAAGAUGCAUGGGCUCAUUUCUGGUGCUGUCAGUCGCGAAAUAGUACGAUUGUCGAGAGAAGAGGAACGUUAUCCUUCUCGUGCUCCUGCUAUCCCAAGUAGACCACGUCGUAACAGUACAGAGCGGCUCUUUGAUGGCGUGCAGGCGUAUAAGAAAGACAAAAAUAGUGGUGCUAGUCGCGUGGUGGACUUGGUGCAGCAGGAGGAGAUGUCUCCUAAACCUAAUUCCAUGACGGUCUCCAGAACAUCGACGUCUGGUGUUCAGCAUGACAAUAGCAGCAUUGGCCCACCUGCGCCAACGAGUUCUAGUAGUAGUCGUGUUUUCUCUCGGUCGCCUGACGCUGUUCUUCGACGUGGAUUCAAGUUUGAAGGUCGAAAUUCGAAUUUCUGUCCCCCUAAAGCGCCUGCUUUAGCAUUGCGUGGCCAGGCACCGUCACGGAAUACAAGGGAUGUGCACCAGGAAUCAGAAGAAAUGAAGCCGCAAGGAGGGCGUGGUGCUAAGCCUGAAUGUACGGACCCAUCUAUCUCGUCAAGGUCAACUCCUGUUGGUUAUAGUACCACCUUCAAUUCGAACACCAACAUGGCCAACACCAACAGCAAUGCAAACACAUCCUCCGCAAACAACAUUAGCAGUAUGAAAAAAGCGUACAAGGUACAACUCGUUAAUAGGCCUGGCAGUAGUCGGAGUCGCAGCCGAAGUGCAAUGACGAAAGCCGUUGCUACGCCUACGGCCAAUCAAUCCCACGUUGUAGUAAGCCCCCACUACAUCACUGCCACAACAACAACUUCGCCGUCUACAUUUUCCUACCACGCGCCACUUCGAUCUUCUUCGUGUAAGAACCUCACUUCUUCUACUAGAACGGUGCGAGCUGUAGCUGGAGGAAGCGGCCCAAUGACCGGUUGUAGUACUGUUUAUGCAUCUCCACCUUCUGGCUCUAUUUCGGCAUACGCUGGUUCUAGUAUGAAGAGCGGCUCACUCUCGACAGCUUCAACUAGAAUGAAGAGCCCUACUUCUUCAGCUUUACAACAGCAGCUUUUCGCUAGCAGUCGACCACCUGCUCCCCAGCUUCCUUCACCAUCGGAUAUCGUUGUAGGAUCAACUCAAGGUCAACAGCUCCAAGGACCGACAAACAGUGCCGUAAUUAGUCCCCUGGAGGCAAAGCAGCUGAUUUUCACUUCCACCCCAGUAGAUGAGAGCAGUGCUGCGGCCACCGUCACUGGUGUUAAUACAGAUGCAAGAAACUAUAAUAGUUUUAGACCAAGAACUUCUAGCGCGAUGCCUGCUACCUCUAGUGCUGCUGUGAGAAGAGCUUUAAGCCAAACUCCACCUUGUGCGACGUCCUCUUUUAGGACUCUUGCCACGCAUCAGUUGUCUUCGCCCAUAAGAGUUCCUGGUUUGCAGCUGCAACUUCCUGCUUCGCCUUUGGUCCUCCAUCUUCUCGGUCCUAGCCCUAACACGGCUAGUUUCACGACGCAGCAAGAACCUCCUGCUCAUCCUCAACAACUACAACUGCCUUCUCAGAAGACCUUGAUGACAUCACCUCAACAGCCUCAUGCUCAUCAACAACGAGUAAUUAUGUCGUCGUCCAGCGCAGACUCAGUUCCUACCGGUCGGUCUACUCCAACAAAUAGUGCUGUUGAAAAGGUUUUUCUACCGAUACCACGCUUAUCACCAGAUCUAUUUCGUCUACAGACGUCUGCUAAGCCUUUCCGCUCUGCUAGUCUUGGGCCUCCUCGCUCGAGAACCGACAGCAGAGAGCAGCGUGGAAGAGUUUUUAAGUUCGAACGAAAAACUCAUUCUCACUUUGUUUAUUUUGUAAAUACUUACUGCUCAAUUCAAUCCAUCUUGAUCGUCUUUGUCUUCGUACCGCGAGCUAGUCGCGAUAAAUCGAAGCGUACUUCUUUCCGCGUAGCUCCCGGCCGUGGGGGGAGCUCAAUUACAUGCGGCCUCUACCGCUUUUAUUGUUGUAUUUGUGUGGUGAUUUCUUCUAAUCCCGAUCCUGGUGCAGCAGCUCAUGUGCGAUUCGCGGACGAACAACCCAAUACCAUUAAAAUGGUCGAACCCAGACCCACCACUGAGGAUGCUCCUGGAAUCUCAUCACGAGCUCGAAGCCAAGAUCGUAGUUGUACUGCGCUGCAGCUUAACCAACCUAGAGGUGAUGUAGUAAGCGCUACAAGUUCUAGUGUUGCUCUUCUUGGUAAUCGUCCACGAAGCAGAGUAGCUUCACGCACUAGAGGAGCUUCAUCAUCUACAUCCUCCACUGUGGUUACAACUGGUAGUACAAAUACAGCAACAGCUUCAUCAUCUUCGAUGAAUACGAAUAGAUUAGAGGGAAACAACAUUAACAUUAAGACUUGCUCUUGCCGUAAUUCAUCUACUUAAGAGGCAUCUUUGGACACGAUUCAAGGGCAAUCCACCUCAAAGAUGCACUUUAAGAUGAAUAUCGGUAAAUUCUAAAAAUAAGGGAAGAGGCAGACUCGAAGGGCGUCCGCCUAGACCCAAUAAGCCUAGGAAAAGCCUGACAAGACAAGAGCGCAGCCAAAAAUUGACGCUUGCUAAAGAUGUUUUGGGAAAAUCACGAUAAGCCUACUUCUAAGUAACUACAACUACUUGGAUGAUGAUGAAAAUAUAUUAUACUCUCGUCCUUGGCCAAAGUGCCAGUGCCAUGAAGGUUGUUAUUUUUUUUCGAAUCUAUGAAUAAGGAUAUUCGUGCUUCGUCCAAAUCAUUUGGAUAGAUAUUUUAAAUCCACUUGUCGUUAAAUUCACAUGUCUUUCCAGUUAAAGUCGUUUAUUUCCAGGAAAACAACGUUAAGAUUUUUUUCACACUUUUAUUUUGCGCAUCACUGUAAGUCUAAGUUAUCUUCAUAUGGGGAGAUGAGCGUAUAAGGGGGUCGGAAAUAAACUGAAGAUGAUAUCAAACAUUUUCUGCGAUCAUCAACUUGAUAUCAUGAACUCCGCAAUACAUCAAGUAAAGCUCUUGACUGAUCCCAAAUCACAACAGCUCUUGUCGUAUCUUCGAGGGCAGUUUUCCAUAUCAACUAAAAGAUUCAAAGAUGAUUUGUUUACGUCUUUUGGUGAUACCCUUACCCGCAGGACGUGGUCAAAGAUGAGCAGC